UGAGAAGUUGCCCUCUAUUCACCUACCUGGUUCAGUAAAGUUUCUCAAUAGAAAGUUUCUGCUUCCACUGCCGUCGCUGUCACGAUUCAAUGGCGUUGCGCUUCCAGUCCUCUGCCGUUGCUCUCUUCGUCUUCCUCCUCAGCGUCGCCCCACCUCGAGUAUCCGCCGACGUGGUGCUGGAAGACGGGUACACCGUCACGACGGUGAUCGACGGCCACAAACUCGGCGUGAACCCCUACGCGGUGCUCGCUUCCCCUGGAUCGUCCGAUCUCCUCGUCCUCGACUCUUCCGGUAGCGCCUUCUACGCCGUGCCAUUUCCCACGCCCGGAUCCCAAGAGAGUGUGAUUACACGGUUAUCCGGUAACGGCGACGGAUAUUCGGAUGGGGAGUCGGGUUCGGCCCGGUUCAAGAAGCCCCGGAGCUUCGCCGUGAGUCCGAAAGGAAACGUCUUCGUAGCCGAUAAGGGCAAUAACGUCAUUCGGAAGAUAAGCGCUUCAGGUGUGAGCACGAUUGCCGGAGGGUACUCGGUGAAGCCUGGGCGCGAGGACGGCCCUGCUCAAAACGCAACGUUUUCACCGGACAUUGAGCUGGCUUUUGCUGCCGAUCAGUGCGCGCUGCUUGUCUCCGAUCGCGGGAAUCAGUUGAUCCGGUUGAUUAAUCUCAAGCCGGAGGACUGCGCCAGGAGUUCUCCGUCCAAACUUGGAGCAGUUUCGAUUUGGAUUUUGGGUCUCUGCGUGUCGUGUGUUUUUGGAAUUGUUGUUGGAUUUGUGAUGCGGCCUUACAUAUUCCCCAAUGAGGGCUGCCAGCGGCUCGUCUCCCGCUCGACAUGGAAGCGCUGCCGAAUCAUUCUGGGGAAGCAAGUAGUACAGACAAUUUGCUUCGCCGUCAGAGGCGCAACUGCUAGCUACGGCCCUGUUUUGUCGUUGUUGAGGCAGCUGUAUCUGUUGGGCAUCUCUCAUAUUUCUCUUAUGUUUAGGAUUAACUACGUAGAGGAUUCCUGGAUUCCGCCCAAGGAGUGUGUGCCUCUGCUUGAUUCCGAUGUUGAUGACAGUAGUAGUAGUUGUUUUGAGAUAACAGAGUCGUCGUCCAAGUAUGUGGAUCAGCUUAAGGAUUUGGUGGGUUUCGAUGGAGGCCUGGAACUGUGCAGCAUGAAGGAAGGAGACGGUGGUGAUGGGACGAGCGAUGUGUUAUCUAGCUCCCAUGGAAGAAUAGAGGGUCUGAUAGACAGUAAUAUUAUGGGAUUUGUGGAGGGAGCUAAAGAAACAAGUCUGGUGGAUGGGGCUUUGGGCGGUAAUUCGGGUUUAGUUAAAAGGAGAUGAAGUGAUAAAACAAGAAGAAAGACGUCUGUGUUGUAUAUAUAGUUUACCUCCAGUUGUGAGGAUUGUGAACAUUUUGAAUAUGUUUUUGUCAGUUAUAAAUAUAGCAAUUUCAGUCCUUUGCGUCUAUUUUGAGAAA
Malus domestica (apple) is the source of this 1455-nucleotide messenger RNA. Its product is annotated as protein SUPPRESSOR OF QUENCHING 1, chloroplastic. The record is from RefSeq and is a predicted model, not a curated record. Gene Ontology annotation, molecular function: protein binding. NCBI's taxonomy places the organism in Eukaryota, Viridiplantae, Streptophyta, Magnoliopsida, Rosales, Rosaceae.